GCCUGAGCGUCCUCCCCCCCGCCCCCGGCGCGGUCCCGGCGCGGAGCGCGCGGCCCGGGGCGGCGGCGGAGCCGAGCGGGGCGGGGGCGGUCCCGCAGACCCCCGGUGCGCCGAGGAUGAUCGGGGGGGCCCUGCGAGCCCCACAGCAGCCCAGGGGCACCGGGAGCUGAGCUGUGGGUCCCCGCGCCGCUGUGUGUCCCCCCCCCUCCCCGCUCCAAGAUGUCUUACUUCACCGAGCACUUCUGGGGCGAGAAGAACCACGGCUUCGACGUGCUCUACCACAACAUGAAGCAUGGGCAGAUCUCCACCAAGGAGCUGGCUGACUUUGUCCGUGAGAGGGCUGCCAUCGAGGAGAACUACGCCAAGGCCAUGGUGAAGCUGUCUAAGAUGGCCACCAACGGGACGCAACUGGGGACUUUUGCGCCGCUCUGGGAGGUUUUCCGCAUCUCCUCGGACAAGCUGGCCCUGUGCCACCUGGAGCUGAUGAAGAAGCUGCACGACCUCAUCAAGGAGAUCUCGCGCUACGGCGAGGAGCAAGGCCGGGUCCACAAGAAGUCCAAGGAGGAGGUGUCGGGGACGCUGGAGGCCGUCCAGCUGCUGCACGGGGUGGCCCAGCUGCUGCCCAAGUCCAAGGAGAGCUACCACAGCAAGUGCCAGGAGUACGAGCGGCUCCGCAAGGAGGGCACCAGCCAGAAGGAGAUCGAUAAGGCAGAGCUCAAGUCCAAGAAGGCGGGCGAGGCGCUGCGGCGGGCGGUGGAGAAGUACAACGCUGCCCGGGCCGACUUCGAGCAGAGGAUGCUGGAUUCGGCCGCGCGCUUCCAGGAGGUGGAAGAAGCCCACCUACGCCACAUGAAGGGUCUCAUCGGCUCCUACUCCCACUCCGUGGAGGACACCCACGUCCAGAUCGGGCAGGUGCACGAGGAAUUCAAGCAAAACGUGGAGAACAUCGGCACCGAGAUGCUGCUGCGGAGGUUCGCCGAGAGCAAGGGCACGGGGCGAGAGCGACCAGGAGUGUUGGAUUUCGACGAGUACCGGCUGGCCCCAACGCUGGAAGGACCCAAGAGGAGCCGGAGUAAAGCUUUCCGUAUCCCUGGGUUGAGCCGUAAGGAGAGGGAUCGUGAUGCUGUGGAAUCCCCGGAUGCCGAGGUGGGCUGCCCGGAGGUGGACGAGGACGGCUUCACCGUGCGCCCCGACAUCGCCCACACCGAGGCGGAGAACCACGUCUGCCCCUCCAGCGACUCCGACUACGACGAGGACGAACCCCGCAAGUUUUACGUCCACAUCAAGCCGGUGCAGCCCCGGGAGGCGGCCGGCAGCGCCGAGGCCACCAUGGAGCAGCUCAAGGCCACCGUGGGGAACCUCAUCCUGCCCCCCAGCUUCGGGGGCACCGUCAAGCGCCAGUCGUCCCGGCACGUGGCGUCUCUGACCCCAGCCUCAAGCGACGCGGACCCCGAGGGGACGCUGGCAGCAGGUGACGGUGCAGGGAGGGGGUGCCCGGCGGCGCAGGUGAACAGUGGCCCCGGCAAAGCCCCUCCGGACGCGGUGCCCCCCGCCGCUCUCUUCGGGCCCCCGCUGGAAUCGGCUUUCGAAGCAGAGGAUUUCCCGGCCCCCCGCGCCUACGUCCUCACCUCCUCCUCCUCCCCCUUCUCCUCUUCCUCCCCGGAGAACGUGGAGGAUUCGGGAUUGGACUCGCCCUCGCACCCCGCGCCCGGACCCUCCCCAGACUCCAGACCCUGGACCCCGCAGCCGGGGACGCCGCAGAGCCCCCUCCCCAAGCGGGGUGGCCUGCAGGACCCCCCCGCACCGCCACCGCCGCCGCCUGCUACCCGGGACCCCGGUGCCUGGGUGCCGCGGCCCCGCAGCCCCGCCGGCCGCCUCCCCGAGCCCCCCGGCUUCGCCGUCUUCAGCGGCCCCGGGGCCGAGGGGCUGUGGGAGGACGUGGGGACGGUGCCCCGGGGACGCAGCCGCUGCCCCAGCGGCCCCGCGCCCCGCGAAGCCCCCUCGCCCGACCCUUUCGGGGAGCCCCUGCCAUGGGUCAGACCCCGCAGCCCCAGUGGGGACCAGCCCCCGCUGCCCCGUCCUUCCUCCAACUCGGCCUCCUCCUCCUCCUCCUCCCCGGCCCCCCAAAGCGGGGGGGAGUCCUCCAGCCCCUCUCCGUGGACCUGCCAAGGGUCGGGGACGAGGCUGACCGAGGGCGGCACGACGGCGGCUCCCCUGCCGCAGCCAGAGCCGGAUGCUCUCCCUGCCCGGCCCAGUGCGGCCCCCCGGGAGGUCCCGCUGGUGGCCCCCCCUCGCCGCUCCCGCACGAAGAGGCCGGUGGCCAGCCUGGCUGCGGGCAGCAACACCGACCUGUCGCGCUCGCUGAGCCCCUCGCCCUCCUGGAGCUGCGGCCCCUCGCACUCGGCGCCCGCCAGCCUGGGCGAGCGGGGCUUCUUCGCCGUCUCCCAGCCAGCACUCGGGCUGUCGCGGGGUCCCAGCCCCGUGGUGCUGGGCUCACAGGACGCGCUCCCCGUGGCCACCGCCUUCACCGAGUACGUCCACGCGUACUUCAAGGGGCACGAUGCCGACAGCUGCCUGGUGAAGGUGACGGGGGAGCUCACCAUGUCCUUCCCUGCUGGCAUCGUCCGCGUCUUCAGCGGCAGCAUGGCCCCCCCCGUGCUCAGCUUCCGCCUGCUCAACGCCGCAGCCAUCGAGCAGUUCCUGCCCAACGCCGAGCUGCUCUACAGCGACCCGUCCCAGAGCGACCCCAGCACCAAGGACUUCUGGCUGAACAUGGCAGCGCUGACCGGGCACCUGCAGAAACAAGCGGAGCAGAGCCCGGCCGCCUCCUACUACAACGUGGCGCUGCUCAAGUACCAGGUGAGCGCGGGACGGGGGGGACACCUGCGACCCCCCAGGUCCCCAACCCAGCUCCUGGGGGCGGGAGGGUGUCGGUGCCUCCCCCCGCCCCAAAACCUCCCUGACCCCCAAAGUUCUCGCGGCUGGGCCCCGGCUCGGCGCCGCUGCGGCUCUGCGUGCGCUGGGACUGCUCGCCGGGCGCCACGCGGGUCAGCGUGGAGUACGGCUACAACGCCGGCGCCCUGGCCCUGCCCGUGCCCCUCGCCAACGUCCACGUCCUGCUGCCCGUCGACGAGCCCGUGGCCAACCUGCGCCUGCAGCCCGCGGCCAGCUGGAACCUGGAGGAGAAGAGGCUGCUCUGGAGGCUGCUGGACGUCCCCGGUGCCCCGGGGCAGGGAGGCUGUGGCCGGCUCUCGGCCAGCUGGGAGCCCCUCUGCGGUCCCAGCAAGCCCAGCCCCGUGGCAGCCCAGUUCAGCAGCGAGGGCAGCACGCUGUCGGGCGUCGACGUGGAGCUGGCGAGCGCCGGGUACCGCAUGUCGCUGGUCAAGAAGAGGUUUGCUACAGGGAUCUACCUGGCGGGGUCCUGAGCCACCUCCCGCCGGACCCUCCGAGCCCCCCUGGGCUUCCCCCUUGGUUGUGUGAACUUGAAACACUGGCCGGAGGCUGGCCGGGGAGGGGGUGCUGCAGGGUGGGGACCCCCUCUUCCUCCUCCUCCUCCUCCUCCUCUCCCUCUGGUCCCCCUGCUCCGUGGUUGUCACCGUGUCGUCUCCUGCUGCCCGGC
This is a messenger RNA of Chroicocephalus ridibundus (black-headed gull), 3619 nucleotides long. RefSeq names its product FCH and mu domain containing endocytic adaptor 1 (gene FCHO1). Gene Ontology annotation, biological process: clathrin coat assembly; clathrin-dependent endocytosis. The record is from RefSeq and is a predicted model, not a curated record. Gene Ontology annotation, cellular component: clathrin-coated vesicle; cytoplasm; plasma membrane. The coding region runs from base 220 to 3480 and encodes 1086 amino acids. Lineage: Eukaryota; Metazoa; Chordata; Aves; Charadriiformes; Laridae. The transcript is spliced from 28 exons.